Messenger RNA from Cantharellus anzutake, 1616 nucleotides. RefSeq names its product Sodium/calcium exchanger protein-domain-containing protein. Gene Ontology annotation, biological process: intracellular calcium ion homeostasis; calcium ion transmembrane transport. Gene Ontology annotation, molecular function: calcium:proton antiporter activity. Gene Ontology annotation, cellular component: fungal-type vacuole membrane. The transcript has 19 exons. The coding region runs from base 61 to 1329 and encodes 422 amino acids. NCBI's taxonomy places the organism in Eukaryota, Fungi, Basidiomycota, Agaricomycetes, Cantharellales, Hydnaceae. The record is from RefSeq and is a predicted model, not a curated record.
GGGAAACGCGGGCCCACACCGCUUUUACCCUCAUAAAACCCCCCCUACUUUUCAUUUAUCAUGUCCUCACAACCGGAGACAUUGCCCCUUCUCGAGAAUCACCGUCCCCGAGCCUCCAACUUCAGGUCUCGCCUCUUGGCCCGUAUCAAGGCUGAAGGCGAGCCAUCAUGGACCCAAUCCAUAAAUUUUUAUCUUUUUAGUGGUUGGAUGAACAUCCUACUAGUGUUCGUCCCCUUGGGCGCCAUCUGUCACUACUUGGACUGGGAUGCUGGGCUACGGUUUGGUUUCUCAUUCAUCGCCAUAAUGCCUCUAGCCAAACUUUUGGGUGAUGCUACAGAACAACUCUCAAUCAAACUGGGUCCCACUUUGGGGGGUUUGCUGAACGCAAGUUUUGGGAAUGCCGUUGAAAUCAUUGUAGGGAUUACCGCUCUGCUGCAAGAUGAGCUCAGGAUCGUCCAGACCUCGAUGUUAGGCAGCAUUCUCAGUAAUUUGCUCCUUGUCUUGGGGAUGUCUUUCCUCGCGGCGGGCCUCAAGCAAGACCAGAGUUAUUUCCGGAAGACUGCAGCACAAACGUCGGCUUCAUUGAUGUCCCUCGCAUGCAUCACUCUGAUCAUUCCGGCUGCCUAUCAUGCGGUUAAAAGUGCUGAAGGAUUAGAAUCAAUCGACUUCAUCCUCAAAGAUGGAUCUCCUAGACCGGGCGAUCCAGGUUACUCGGGUCUGCUGGUGAUCUCCCGCGGAACGUCCUUGCUGCUUUUGGGCGUCUACGUUGCGUACUUGAUCUUCCAGUUAAAGACUCAUGCUAGCCUGUUCCUGCCCGAGCCCGAGAGCGAGAGGGGGCAGCCUGAGGUGGAAGAGGAACACGAAGUUGCACAAAUGAAUAUGGUGUCUGCCGGCGUUUCACUUCUUGUCGUCACGAUCGUUACCUCUUUCUGCGCUGAUUGGCUUGUUGCUUCUAUUGAAGAGACUGCUAACAAAUACUCGAUCCCCAAACCUUUCAUUGGUCUUAUCCUUAUCCCGUUAGUGGCAAAUGCGGCGGAGCAUGUCACAAGUGUCUGGAUGGCCAUGAAGGGGAAAAUGGAGCUGACGAUAGGUAUUAGCGUUGGCAGCUCAAUCCAAAUCGCUACUUUUGUCGUCCCUCUACUCGUCAUAAUUGGAUGGAUAAUCCACCGCGACUUGACGCUUUUCUUCGCACAUUUCGAAACUGUAUCGCUCUUUGUCAGCGUCUUCCUGGUCAACCUUCUUAUUCAGGAUGGGAAGUCGAAUUAUAUGGAGGGUUUAAUGCUGGUCACCCUCUACAUUGUUAUUGCACUCGCAUUUUCCGUUCUUUAAUGUCUUGGUUGACAUCCCGCGUCGCAUUGCACGCCACGACACCACGGACAUCUUCUACCACUGACAUCGGACUUUAAUUGGACACUUAAAAAACUCGUAUAUUCUCAUCUAACGCUUUACUAAUACAUGUUACUUUUGGCACCGAAUAGUUUGGGUUUCUUAAAAGUAAAAUAAAAUGCCCCUUGCUUCACUGAAAGGGGGCUUCUGGUUCUUUGUGCCGCUCUACUACUGGUUUCCUUGGAGUCUGGCUGAUUUUCUGAACGGAGUCACAUUUGGAGGUAUUUGUG